UUUUUCUGUGCACCCAAACGCGUCACGGGUGAGCCACACGUGUGGGGCGUGGCAUGGUAUAGGUCUAGUAAAGUAUAAGGAGAAGAGGCGCUUUGGCAUUGCCACUGACAUCAUUCAGAGCACCGGCGUAAGACGCAAAGCAUCAUAACGGGCUUUUUGUUUGACUUUUUUUUGUAAACCAAGGAAGCGGCUUCUUUCUUUCCUUCUAAAGAAGAGGUGCACUGGCUGCUGGAGGAGCGCUCUUCUUCACCAUCUCCUCUCCGGGGGUGUGUUUGCUUGUCGCCUUUAGCAUCCAGUCAAGGGCUGCUAACGCUAGCUUGAAAGGAACAAAAACUCUAGAAUUUUGUCGACCAGAGGCCCACAACAUCCUCUAAAAGCAGAACAACACGACUACGGGUGGAUAAGCCCAUCUGACGCACUGCUCGUGAAUUGGACCGGGCGGUGGACACCACGGCUUCCACCCAGACAGCAAACCAAAGCAGAGCUUUUGUGGAAUUUCACUGAAUUUUUACUGUGUACUUCCGAAAAUGGCUCAAAUGGAGGUGGCCGAUAUCGCCGUUGUGGCGCUGUACUUCAUCCUGGUGCUCGUAAUCGGCUUUUUUGCCAUGUGGAAAGCCAACCGCAGCACCGUGAGCGGCUACUUUCUGGCCGGACGCUCCAUGACGUGGAUAGUGAUUGGUGCAUCGCUCUUUGUGAGUAAUAUUGGCAGUGAACACUUCAUCGGGCUGGCUGGAUCGGGAGCGGCCAGCGGGUUUGCUGUGGGAGCGUGGGAGUUCAACGCCCUCCUGCUUCUGCAGCUGCUAGGCUGGGUCUUCAUCCCUGUCUACAUCCACUCGGGAGUCUUCACCAUGCCGGAGUACCUGUCCAAGCGCUACGGCGGAAACCGACUCAAGGUCUACUUUGCUUUCUUGUCCGUGCUCCUCUACAUUUUCACCAAGUUGUCUGUGGACUUGUAUGCCGGCGCACUCUUCAUCCAGGAGUCCCUUGGGUGGAACCUUUAUGUGUCCAUUGUCCUACUCAUUAGUAUGACUGCCCUGCUCACUGUCACUGGUGGACUGGUGGCUGUUUUGUACACAGAUGCCCUUCAGGCGGUGUUGAUGAUCGGUGGAGCCUUAACGUUAACCAUCAUCAGUCUUAUUAAAGUGGGUGGGCUAGAAGGUGUGAGGACUAAGUACAUGGAGGCCAUCCCCAAUGUCACCGCCAUUGUGGCUGCUGGGAACUACACCUAUUCUCCUUCCUGCCACAUCAAUCCCAAACCAAACUCCCUGCGCAUCCUUCGUGGCCCUUUGGAUGAAGACAUUCCUUGGCCCGGCUUUAUUCUAGGCCAAACCCCUGCCUCUAUCUGGUACUGGUGUGCCGACCAGGUGAUUGUUCAGAGAGUGCUCGCAGCAAAGAACAUUGCCCACGCUAAGUGCUCAACACUCAUGGCAGGGUUCCUCAAGAUCCUUCCCAUGUUUGUCAUUGUCAUCCCAGGCAUGAUCUCCCGUAUCUUAUUUGCAGAUGAGAUCGCUUGUAUCGGGCCCGAGCACUGCAUGGCUGUGUGCGGCUCUCAGGCCGGCUGCUCCAACAUCGCAUACCCUCGUCUGGUCAUGGCAGUGAUGCCCGUGGGACUCAGGGGUCUGAUGAUGGCAGUCAUGAUCGCUGCCCUGAUGAGUGAUCUGGACUCCAUCUUUAACAGCGCAAGCACUAUCUUCACUCUGGACAUCUACCAAACUGCUCGGAAGACUGCAUCCCAACGUGAACUGCUCCUCGUGGGCCGCAUGUUUGUGGUCUUCAUGGUGGUCAUCAGUAUCGCUUGGGUUCCUGUCAUCAUUGAGAUGCAAGGUGGCCAGACGUAUCUUUACAUCCAGGAGGUCGCUGGCUACCUCACGCCACCAAUCGCUGCCCUCUUCCUGCUUGGGGUCUUCUGGAAGCGCUGUAACGAGAAAGGGGCUUUCUGGGGAGGCAUGACUGGGUUCACUCUUGGUACCGUACGACUCAUCUUGGCUUUUAUUUACCGGCGGCCUCGUUGCGACCAGCCAGACACACGACCUUCAUUCAUCAUUAACAUCCACUACAUGUAUGUGGCGGCGAGUCUCUUCUGGAUCUCAGGCCUGGUGGCUGUGGUGGUCAGUCUACUCACGUCUCCGCCGGAUGAGGAGCAGGUCCGCACCACAACGGUGUGGGGGCUGCGCCACAUAGAAAAGGUGCCCAGCAAGGAUAGAGAGCAAACGUACAGACUGACAGAGAAGAGCCACUACAACGGUGACGGAAGCCUGCACAAAGAUUUACCCCCAGAUGUCAAAAAGGAGCGAUGUCUGGACGGAGCCGAUCUCAAACUGCUGGUCCCAUCCACAGACCACGACCCAGCAACUCCUAGCACUGAGGCGUCCCCUGCCACCACCCCAGCGGACAGAUUCGGCAAUGGGCAGCUGGAGACUGAUGAAGAACGUGGCGACAGCGGCAGCGAGACCAGCCGGUGCAUUCGUGCACUGGACUGGUUUUGCGGCUACAAGGAGUCGUCGCAGAACACUCAGCACAAAGUGUCCCAGGAGGAAGCGAGGGUUAUUGCAGAGAUGCUGCACGAGACCCCGCGAGUCAAACUCCUCCUCAACUUGGGCUUGCUGUUGGUCUGCUCCGUGGGCAUCUUCAUGUUUGUCUUUUUCUCACUGUAAUCAACCUUCUGAAUCAAAUAACUGGUGGGGGGGCUUUUAAGAAGGAAGGUGGACGAGAACGCAGGCGGUCGGGGGUGUCCUGUUACAAACAGAUGAAUUUAUAGCUUUGAGAAGCUCUGUAAUAUUUACAGUUGUCUUUUGUAGCUCUCUAACAGGGAUCUAAGCUUAUUCUAAUCAUUUUUUUUGGAAUGAUUAAAGCUUCCCCACCAACUAUGUACUCCUUUUUGAAGACUUUACUCGGCACUUGCCUGUUCAUUUUGUACAGCGCUCGUUGUUGUUAAUCCUGCACUCUGAAUAUCUACUGGGAUUUUUAGAAGUGAAUUUUAAUAUUUGCCUUAUUUGACAUAUGCACUUAUUUCUUUUUUGUUUUGUAUUGUGACAAACAUGUUCUGUGAUUAAUUUGUUCUUUCUGGGUUGACAGUGACUAUAAGCUUAGGUUCUGCUGUAGCAUUCAUACUUUUGUGGUAAGAGUAUUAGAGACCAGUCGGGGUGUAACGGUACAUGCAUUAGUCAUCAGACUUUUCGGUAUGGUACAGAGGAUUAUCCAGUUUCUACACAGACCACAUUGAGUGGGGGACAGGAAGUGUAACUGCAUCGCAAUGUGAAGAAAUACAGCGCAGCCUAGCCUUUGGCUAGCGAUAAUGCCAAGGAGAAGCCACAGUUUGAAAACGCUGUUGUGUCAUUAAAGUCUCCUGUUUAGGGAACACCUUGCCUUCCCAGUGAAAUACAUAAAGGAACGACGACAAGUGGAUAAAACCAAAGUGAUCGGGAACGAGGGCCUGCCAGUAGCUUGCAAUUUUUUCAUUUGAAAUAUAAUUUGUCCCCAUUAGAAAGUGGUUGGUAACCAAGUUAAUGAUCAGUCAUUGCUGAGACAAGGAGCAGAGUUAGGAUUGAAUGGCUCUGCUUCCUGCACGUCAUGCACGUUAACGUGUUCCAAUAAACAACCAUUACCAUUCAAAGGAAAAGUUUGUUUUUUUGACACGAAGUUGUAUGAUUUCACCCCCAUUUCACCCCAUGAACGGAGUUCUGGUCAGAUUUCGGUGCCUGUGUAUUGUUGUGUAUGUGUUCCACAGUGGAUGAAGAGACGCGGUCUUUAUCCGUGUAAACUUCAUGGAACACAAACACAACAAUGGACAGACGACAGCGCAGUGAGACGACGAGAGAUUGUGAGGUCUGAUUAUUUUCGAGGAGGCAUUUUUAUGAUGCAAAUGUAUUACUUUUCUGAAUGCAUAUUGUUUUGAGAAGCCACUCUUAAAUUUCCCCACCUACCAACUAACCGGAACGACGCUCCUCAUCACCGAAAUGUGAUGAAGUGGGGGGGGUAAGUCACUGUUGAUGCGCUACGCUGCUGAUGGGGAUGUCAUACAACUUCAUGUGAAAAAAUCCCAACCAUCCCUUUAAGCUGUUUACACAAAUGCCAAGCAGUUAUUUCGUACUCUUGACUAUACUGAAAAUGAAACUGAACCGAGGUACCGUGGUGGCGUCCCGUUAUACCCCGAAUGAUAAGGCCACCAAAGUUGUGUUGUCAAGCUUACGCUGCUUCGAGCUUCUAUUUGUAGGAGUGUUGCCCUUUUUGUAUUUCGGCCUGGAGGUUUCAGUUGGUCUAUUUCACAAACCAAUCCCAACCGAACCUCCUCUGUUUAGGGGACCAUGGUGAUGUUUGAUUCGCUCCUGAGUGCGAUCGCUAGACAGUUUUGAUGUCAUUUUCCCUCAUUAAAAUGGAAGGAAGCACAAAACUAGAAUUUGAGAAAUUGAACUUACAUCGUGUGGUACUUUCACCAUUUUACUGUUUGUGUUUGUGUUGUUCAUGAGCUGUGUUAUUAUUUUUCAUUGUGUGUUACAUUUGAAAAGCAACAAAGCGUUUUUUUAUGCACUGCUACAGCAUCAUAACAAAAAAAAAGUAUCAAUACUCAUGAGUCUAUCAUCUAUAUUUUAUGCAUAUCACGAGUGUUGCGUUAGAUGAGUUAUCAUGUCUGCUACAUAAUUCCUGGCUCCUAUCAUAUACCGAGUGAAUCAUAUACCGAGUGUAUCUACUGUGUCCUGAUGUACAUUCAACGCACUGCCGUGCUCCAGUAUCAUUUAAAGUGCAUCUUUUAUACCACCUUUUACCAAAUGUGUCUUAGUGUGACUUGCUAGACUGACAAAUAAGCUUCAAAAUAUAAAUAUAUAUAUAUAUACACUUAUAUAUAUAUAUAUGUAUAUAUAUGUUUUACAGACUUGUGUGCCGUGACAUUUCGUUAAAAGCCAUCUGAUUAAAUCUUAGCUUUGCCGUGUUUGUAGAUUUCCAUUUAGCUGCCUAUUAAUAAUAAAAGCACCAUUUUUUUUAAUCGGACCGGUUCAUUGUUUCCACGUGAGACAAGAAAAACAAAGAGUAACAAAGGAUCAUUCUGUUGUUUUUAUUGUGUUUUGUAACAGUGUUGGGUUGUUUUCUUCAUCAGCUAAUGCGGCGUGAAUGACUGGAGGAUUGAUUCUUAAACAGUUACGAUUGUUGUUAUGGGAAAGAGCUUUAAACAUUUUCAUUAGUUUUUGAGACAGAAGACAUUGUUAUUUUUAUGGAUUUAUUGGAAGAGAUUUGAAAUAAAGAAUUGUGGAAACGA
Molecule: messenger RNA, 5251 nt
Organism: Dunckerocampus dactyliophorus (ringed pipefish)
Lineage: Eukaryota; Metazoa; Chordata; Actinopteri; Syngnathiformes; Syngnathidae
Gene: slc5a3b
Product: solute carrier family 5 member 3b
Exons: 2
Coding region: 528-2654 (708 amino acids)
Biological process (GO): myo-inositol transport; inositol metabolic process; transmembrane transport
Cellular component (GO): plasma membrane
Molecular function (GO): D-glucose:sodium symporter activity
Source: RefSeq, a predicted model, not a curated record